GGGGCGACCACACUAUGUGUGAAAAGAGCUUGAAGCGUCGACUUACUGUGUUUGAAGGCGUGUGUUUAAAUCCGGCGCCACUGGAAGAAGCGUAUAUUUGCUUUUUCGCGGCUAGGCAGCUAAAGCUAAUAGCAAUAGCCGCUGGUUUCCGAGCACAAUCGAGGCACUUCAGCCAUCGGCCGUCACCGCCAACCGGUAGGUGGCAGUAUGCCUCUUUUUACUAAACGUAGAAAAAGACGCAACUUCCUGGAGAUGCUUAUGUAUUUGUUUUGGGUUGGAAAACAACUUCAAAUAGCGUGUUUUAAAAAUUCCCAAAUGGCGCCACUGAAGUUUUUGCGAACGGUGUGCUCAUUCCGGACAAUGCCGCACACAAGCCGGCUCGUGACGAGUCGACCGGUCGCUUUCAAAGUUGUUACAUGUCCAGCACACUGUAUGGUUGUGGGUUUGGCAAAGGACACAUGGAGCAGCAAGAUGGCCCUCAGAACCAUUGGGAUGGGACGACAGUUGACUUGCUAUUUCAGUAACGUCACAUCAGUCCGAAGUUACAGCACAGACAAUGUCUUAAUGAACUGCUGGAAGUGUAAAGAACCUUUUGACAAAAGCCCUACAUUCUUCUGCUCGUUUUGUAAAGUACUACAGCCUCCUGAUGAAGGUGUAUCCUUCUUCAACAUCAUGGAUUGUGAAGAUACAUUUGCGCUGGACAUGCACAAACUGCAGAAAAGAUACUUGCAGCUCCAACGCUCCCUCCAUCCAGACAACUUCAGCCAGAAAUCUGCGGAAGAACGGGAGUAUUCAGAGCAUCAGUCAGCGCUUGUCAACAAAGCCUACAGGACUCUGCUGAAGCCUUUGAGUCGCGGCCUUUAUAUGCUGGAGCUGAAGGGGAUGCGCUUUGAUGAAGGUACAGAGUCCGGGGUGGAUGCUGAGUUUCUGAUGGAGUUGAUGGAGAUCAAUGAAGCCCUCGAACAGGCACAGACUCCAGAAGAAGCAGAUAAGAUCAGCCAAGACACAAAAGGGAAACUGAAAGGGUUGACAGAGAAGAUAGACGGCGCCCUGCAUGCAGGAGAGCUUCACGCUGCCAAGGCACUGCUUGCCCAAAUGAAAUACUUCUCAAACAUUGAAGAGAAAGUCAAGGAAAAACUUUCUGGAUUCAUGUAAUUUUGCUCCCCCCUGACACGCUCUUAUUAUUGUGAUACAAAAGUUUUGUACUGAGGCAUCAUGAUGACUUUGCAUUGCUGUACAUGCAGUGUUCAUAAAUAUGGAUGAACCUUAAACAGAACUGCUUUUUAAAUUAGCAUCACAUAAUUUAUUUGUUUAGUUUUUAGUGUUGAUGUUCUUUAAUCAUUCCCUGGUCGUCCACAACUUUGUCAGAGUUAGAAAAACACAAGAAGCUCCUCUUGGUUUUAUUCUGGUUUAUUCCAAAAUAAAAAUGUGAAUUGAAUUGAACAGAUAGAUAUCGGAAAGCCACAACAUAUUGCAUUCUCUCCAAUAUUACAAGAUAUAUGAAAUGUUGCACCUUUUCAAUUAUCCACACACACACACACACACACACACACAUUUGAAGUGCAACAACAUUUUAAUCAGUAAAUAAUGUAAAUAAAAAAAAAUCAUAUGGUUAUCAAUAGCCGGACAGUGUAUUCAGUUCUUCAGGUUUCCUUUAGGUGGAGACAUAACACCUGUGCAGCCACAGCUCUGGCAUCGUACAUGUUGUACAGACUUGAUGUGAGCCUAGUAGGAAGUCCGUUAUUGCGGCAGACAAUCUCUUCAAUAAUUCACGGCGGCCUCGUAUGUAGCAUUAACACUAUGAUAAUCGGGAAGAGUCGCCAAACGACGAUUACCGGUUGAGCCAAAGAUCCGUGAUCUGUGUGAUUUGUACCUUAUAAACUGUGCAUCAUAAUGAAACUGGAUAAGGUUUUGCAGCAGAAUGUCCAUAACCCAUAAUUACUUUGCAAAUUGGGUUCCAAAUUGCCUCAAAGUGGCUGAUCUAAGGGGUGCCCCCUAAUCUGAUAAAGGAACUCAAACUGUGAUAUCAGGUGCUGUUUGUGACACACUGGCAUGAGCAACACAGCAUUUUACACGCAUUUGUUGUUUCAUUCAUGUUUGCACGCAGUCCAGUGCGCAUUCUGACUGGAUGAUUUAGUCUACAACAACAAUGUCAUGUGUUGAGCUUCUUCCACUAGCGAGACCCCUCAACAUACACAUGAAUUUAAUAGGGAAGCUCGAAAAUGUGAUUGACCAACACUAAGGCCGCUGCCAUCUCCCGGAAUUCUUUUGAAAUUGAGUUUGAAAGACACAUAAGUGGAGAAAUCACUCCAUAGACAGCAUGGGAAAUUGACUUGGAUGAGGAGCUUGGCAAA
Phycodurus eques (leafy seadragon) is the source of this 2354-nucleotide messenger RNA. RefSeq names its product HscB mitochondrial iron-sulfur cluster cochaperone (gene hscb). Gene Ontology annotation, biological process: protein complex oligomerization; [2Fe-2S] cluster assembly. Lineage: Eukaryota; Metazoa; Chordata; Actinopteri; Syngnathiformes; Syngnathidae. The transcript is spliced from 6 exons. Gene Ontology annotation, cellular component: mitochondrion. The record is from RefSeq and is a predicted model, not a curated record. Gene Ontology annotation, molecular function: ATPase activator activity; protein-folding chaperone binding. The coding region runs from base 208 to 1155 and encodes 315 amino acids.